AUGACAGUAGGAGAAGCCAGCAAGAACCUACCAUGGGUCGAAAAAUAUCGUCCUUCAAAAUUAGAAGAAUUGAUAUCUCACGAUGAUAUUAUAAAAACAAUAAACCAGUUUAUGAAGGAGAACCAACUACCUCAUUUAUUAUUUUACGGCCCUCCUGGAACUGGCAAAACAUCAACAAUAUUAGCUUGUGCCAGGCAAAUGUACACACCACAGCAAUUUAACUCAAUGGUUUUGGAAUUAAACGCAUCAGAUGAUCGUGGUAUAGGUAUAGUGAGGGGACAAAUUCUUAGCUUUGCAUCAACCAGAACAAUAUUCAAAGCAGGACCUAAGCUGAUAAUAUUGGAUGAAGCUGAUGCUAUGACUAAUGAUGCACAAAAUGCUCUCAGAAGAAUUAUCGAGAAGUACACAGAGAACGUGCGUUUCUGCAUAAUUUGCAACUAUUUGGGUAAAAUAAUACCAGCGCUCCAAUCGAGAUGUACUCGCUUCCGCUUCGCGCCAUUACAGCAGAGUCAGAUAGUACCACGGUUGAAGGAAGUUGCUGCAGCUGAAAAUGUCAAAUUAUCGGAAGACGGAAUAAAAGCUUUGCUGGCUCUCUCGGGUGGGGACAUGAGGAAAGUCCUGAAUACCUUGCAAAGUACGUGGCUCGCUUAUCGUGACGUCACUGAGGACAACGUCUACACCUGCGUGGGACAUCCGCUCCGCUCUGAUAUUACGAAAAUAUUCAACUGGCUGCUCACUGAAAAUGAUUUCGCGGUUUGCUUCCAAAAUAUUCAAGAUCUCAAACUAGCAAAGGGAUUGGCUCUCGGGGAUAUUUUGACUGAAGUACACACUAUAAUCCAAAGAGUGAAAUUACCAGCUGAAGUGCUGGUGUCUCUGCUUAUCAAGAUGUCAGAUGCUGAGGCGCGGCUUGCGUCAGGUUGUAGCGAACGAAUCGAACUCGCUGCGCUAAUUGCGGCUUUCCAAAUCGCUAGAGAUCAAGUACAAAUUGGCACCACCGAUACAUCAUGA
This is a messenger RNA of Spodoptera littoralis (African cotton leafworm), 1008 nucleotides long. The record is from the annotation of a GenBank genome assembly. NCBI's taxonomy places the organism in Eukaryota, Metazoa, Arthropoda, Insecta, Lepidoptera, Noctuidae.